Talpa occidentalis (Iberian mole) is the source of this 954-nucleotide messenger RNA. RefSeq names its product olfactory receptor 10AG1-like. Gene Ontology annotation, biological process: G protein-coupled receptor signaling pathway. Gene Ontology annotation, cellular component: membrane. Lineage: Eukaryota; Metazoa; Chordata; Mammalia; Eulipotyphla; Talpidae. Gene Ontology annotation, molecular function: G protein-coupled receptor activity; olfactory receptor activity. The record is from RefSeq and is a predicted model, not a curated record.
AUGGAAUUUGCAGGACAAAAUUCCCCACAGGGCAAUCACACUACUUUGGUGGAAUUCAUGCUGGUUGGGUUUUCUGAUCUUCCCAAACUUCAAGGAUUACUUUUUGCUAUAUUUCUAAUAAUCUAUAUUAUUAUUCUUAUGGGAAAUAGCCUCAUUAUCAUAAUAACUAAGGUUGAUCCUUCACUGCAGACCCCCAUGUACUUUUUUCUUGGGAAUUUUUCCUUUUUGGAAAUAUGUUAUGUGUCAGUUACUCUCCCCAGUUUAUUAACAGAUCUCUGUGGACAAAAUAGAAAAAUUUCCUUUCUGGCCUGUGCGAUUCAAAUGUAUUUCUUCCUGAUCUUGGGAGCCACUGAGUGCUUUAUCCUCACUGCCAUGGCUUAUGACGGGUAUGUUGCUAUUUGCAAUCCAUUACUCUACCCUGUCAUCAUGAACAACAGGCUGUGUAUCCAACUGACAGCUGUCUGCUGGACCACUUCAAUUCCAGUGUAUACAGGUUUCACUUCUGCACUCUUCACAACACCCUUCUGUGGAUCUAACCAGUUGAAUCACUUUUUCUGUGAUGUCCCUCCAGUUGUUCAGCUUGCUUGUGGAAACACGUUAAUGUUUCAGAUGUUGAUUUAUAUGAUUGCUGCAUUUGUUGUCACUGUGCCUUUUGCAUUGAUACUUAGAUCUUAUGUAAAAAUAGUCUCCACCAUCCUGAAGCUGCCAUCCGCAACUGGGAGAGCCAAGGCCUCCUCAACUUGUUCUUCCCAUCUCAUGAUUGUGACUUUAUUCUUUGGAUCAGGCAUCAUUGUGUAUAUGAAACCAUCUACUCACUCAACAGGAAUGGACAAGUUCUUUUCUCUUUUUUAUACCAUUUUGAUACCCACAUUUAACCCCAUUAUAUAUUGUCUGAGAAACAAAGAUGUUAUGGUGGCUUUGGGAAAAUUCCUACAGAAAUGGAUUGUGUUAUGA